Molecule: messenger RNA, 952 nt
Organism: Xenopus laevis (African clawed frog)
Lineage: Eukaryota; Metazoa; Chordata; Amphibia; Anura; Pipidae
Gene: psmb4.L
Product: proteasome subunit beta 4 L homeolog
Biological process (GO): protein catabolic process
Cellular component (GO): proteasome core complex; cytoplasm; nucleus
Source: RefSeq, marked provisional
AAAAAAAAAAAGUAGCGGCGGAAGUAGUUGUUACUUCCUGCUAGAGGCCCAGCACUGUCAUUGUACGACGCCAUGAUGAUGGGAAGCGGGAUGAAUCUGUGGCCCGGGGGACCGGCUCCUGGAGAGCUGCACUGUUUCCCCGGGGCGGGUCCGGUCAGACACACACUGAACCCUAUGGUGACGGGAACCUCUGUGCUGGGAGUGAAAUUUGAUGGGGGAGUGAUUAUUGCGGCGGACAUGCUGGGCUCCUAUGGGUCGCUGGCGAGAUUCCGCAACAUCUCCAGGAUAAUGAAAGUGAAUGAGAACACUAUUCUGGGGGCAUCUGGAGACUACGCGGAUUAUCAGUAUCUCAAGCAGGUCAUUGAUCAGAUGGUCAUCGAUGAGGAGCUGGUGGGGGACGGACACAAUUACAGCCCAAAGGCCAUUCACUCAUGGCUGACCCGGGUCAUGUACAACCGGAGGAGCAAGAUGAACCCCCUGUGGAACACCGUCGUUAUUGGGGGUUUCUAUAAUGGAGAGAGUUUCCUUGGAUACGUGGACAAACUGGGCGUGGCCUAUGAAGCACCAACCAUUGCUACGGGCUUUGGCGCAUACCUGGCACAGCCGCUGCUGAGAGAAGUAACCGAGAAUAAAGCGACUCUGAGUAAGGAAGAGGCUCGGCAGCUUGUAGAUCGCUGCAUGAAAGUUCUGUAUUACAGAGACGCCCGCUCAUACAAUCGGUUUGAGAUCACCACGGUAACAGAAAGCGGAGUGGAGGUUGAAGGGCCUCUGUCAUCAGAAACCAACUGGGACAUCGCUCACCUGAUCAGCGGCUUCGAGUGAUCCCGGCGUCACGUUUCUGCUCCUUCUUCUUCAUCAUCAGUUUUCUUAUUGUUUUUCUUGCUUAUGUAAUGGCACUUCUGUUUUGUAAAUGAACAUUAAACUGGGAGACAAAUGGCUCGUUGGGACAACU